AUGCAAGAACAUCUCGAACGCUAUUACAAGAUCGAUGGCACAGACUACUGGGAGGGUGACCUCAAGAAGGUGUACGCCGGUACAGCUACAUUCUACAUUUACAACAAGCAUCUCUACACCCGCCCAGAGCUUGAAAGGCUCUGCACCGUCUGGGGCCAAUGCUGCAACAUCAACGGUCAUCGCUACACUAGAGAACAACUAGAAUCAUGGCUCUCCAUCAUAAACGCCAAACCUGCGCGGGCAUACCGUCUCAGCGGGAUUACAUGCACUGAUAGAUCGUUGGAGCGAGCAUUAAAUCGUUUCAAGCACGAUGAAUACUCCGUUGGGGUCAUGAUGGGCACUGGUAGAGGGAAAGAUGUGGUUUCGGAUAAGGAGAGCGAAUGCAGUGAGGUGGAUCUACCCGCGGUAAAGAGGCGUAAAAAGGAGGACAUGGAGAAGGAGAUCGUGGAGAAAGUCUUGGCGAGCUUGAAGUCUAAGAUCAGGACCGUCAAGAGACACAAAAUGAUUGAGGCCGAGGUUAAGAGGUUAAAGAGAUUGUUGGCGGAAAAAGAAGCGGACUUGGCUGAGUGUGAGAGGAUCAUGCAGUUGGAAGUCAGCCAAGUCAAUACUAACUAA
Molecule: messenger RNA, 615 nt
Organism: Morchella sextelata
Lineage: Eukaryota; Fungi; Ascomycota; Pezizomycetes; Pezizales; Morchellaceae
Exons: 1
Coding region: 1-615 (204 amino acids)
Source: RefSeq, a predicted model, not a curated record